This is a messenger RNA of Durusdinium trenchii, 426 nucleotides long. The record is from the annotation of a GenBank genome assembly. NCBI's taxonomy places the organism in Eukaryota, Dinophyceae, Suessiales, Symbiodiniaceae.
GAUUUCGCCUAUGACUUUGUAGAGGAUCAGACCUCACCAAGAUUGCGGCAGAAGGAACACGAGGCUCCAGCAACUUUCAGCACCUGCUCCAAGAAUUUGCGGCAGAACACGCUGGAAAACUUGGACUCUUUCCUCACCAGCCUUACAGCUGCUGCUGACUAUGAUACCUUCUUGAAGGUGAUGCUGAAUGAAAUGAUCAGACAACAGGAAGCUGGUAUUCUUGCCGCUGCACCUGGCAGUCAGCAGAUCCAGGUCACUGUGCCGGAGGGGCUGAGUAUUGAUGCUGAUUACCGAAGGGGCUACCCACCGACGAUGCAGACCAUGCCCGUGGAGUAUCAAGGAUACACCUAUCAAGUUCCGAUUCCAUCGGGAUACGGUCCUGGUGCAUCCUUCAACGUCACGGUGGCCAUGCCCUGCCCGAGUUAG